Molecule: messenger RNA, 2112 nt
Organism: Oryctolagus cuniculus (rabbit)
Lineage: Eukaryota; Metazoa; Chordata; Mammalia; Lagomorpha; Leporidae
Product: putative P2Y purinoceptor 10
Biological process (GO): phospholipase C-activating G protein-coupled receptor signaling pathway; positive regulation of Rho protein signal transduction
Cellular component (GO): plasma membrane
Molecular function (GO): G protein-coupled receptor activity
Source: RefSeq, a predicted model, not a curated record
CAUUCUGUUCCUGAUUGAAGAAGUGUACAAAUCAUGGAAACUCUGAAUUUAUCAAAGCCAAAAUUUGAAUUUUCUUUGCCCACAAUAUCCUCUGAGGGAAAUGCUUUCCUAAACAACUGAGUGAUGCUGACGAACAGUUCUACCUCCUAUUAGAGGUAAACGAUUUUGUUUUUUUUCCUGUUUUGCUGAAUAAACUACGUUACUUCCUCUUGUAGCUGAACAAGCCUGCACUUCUCUACAGGAUAUCUGGGUAGAAAGGAUAUCAUCAUUCUAAUGCUUUCCCUAAGGAAGGAACAUAAAUUCUCGAGAUGGGAAGUAACAGCACAAACAGUACAAGAGCAAAGUGCACUGAUCUUCAAAUGUCAUUUCAAUACUCCCUGUAUGCUACCACUUACAUUCUCAUAUUCGUCCCUGGUCUUCUGGCCAACACUGCAGCCUUGUGGGUUCUGUGCCGCUUCAUCAGGAGGAAAAAUAAAGCCAUCAUUUUCAUGAUCAACCUCUCCGUGGCUGACCUUGCUCACGUGCUGUCCUUGCCCCUCCGGAUUUACUAUUACAUCAGCCACCACUGGCCUUUCCAGAGGGCCGUUUGCCUGCUGUGCUUCUACCUGAAGUAUCUCAACAUGUAUGCCAGCAUUUUCUUCCUGACGUGCAUCAGUCUUCAGAGGUGCUUCUUUCUCCUCAAGCCCUUCAGGGCCAGAGACUGGAAGCGGAGGUACGAUGUGGGCAUCAGUGCUGCCAUCUGGGUCGUCGUGGGGACUGCCUGCUUGCCAAUCCCUAUUCUGAGAAGUGCUGGCUUAGCCAACAACACCAAAUUCUGCUUUGCUGAUUUAGGGCUUCACAAUAUUAGCAUGGCUUCCUCGAUUGGCAUGGUAACUGCAGCUGAACUUGGAGGGUUUAUAUUGCCUGUUAUUAUUAUUACUUAUUGCACGUGGAAAACAAGAAAAUCUUUACGAGAAGUUCAAGUUGCCCCUCAGAAUACCAAAGAGAGGAAAAAGGCUUUGAAGAUGGUCCUGAUGUGUGCAGUGGUGUUCAUUGUGUGUUUCACUCCCUACCAUCUUAACUUCCCAUUCUUCAUGAUGGUGAAGCAAGAAGUCUUUUCAAAUUGCUCUUUUAUUAAGAGCACUUUAUGUUUCCAUAUCAUUUCCCUGUGUCUUGCCAAUCUGAAUUGCUGUCUUGAUCCAGUUAUAUAUUAUUUUAUGACCUCAGAAUUUCGUGAUCAAUUUUCAGAACAUGGUGGCUUGGUUCUUCAGUCAUGUGUGAGAUGCAAGAACAGUGCUUUGGAAAUUCAUCAAAGGAAGGAGGACCUUCAAACCAUCUCUCUUGAAUGUUUGGACGAUUCCAAGACAAUGUAAUCACAUAAUUUGCUAAAGUGAUCUAUAUACCCUAUCAAUUUAGCUACAUUACUUCGAAGACUUACUCUUUAAAACUGGUGCUGUUGAGUGCUUUAAUUAAAUAUGGCCGGGCCCCCUUUCCUUCAUAAUCCAAAAUGAUACCACUGAAGGAAUUAUCCAUGCCUGUUUUGUGUAGACGGAUACACACUGUCCUAUGAAACAUGUGAGAAGGUAUGUUAAUUUACAAAAAAUGAUGAGCAACAGGAUGGAUUGCACACCUGUUCCUCAGCAAUGGGUCUAAUCUUUUCACCCUCUCCUGAGAGAAAAAAAUGUGAAUUGAACACAGGUGGCCUUAGGGAAAUUUUCUAACAUUGAAAACUACAUAUCAAAACAACAUACUCCUAGCUUUAUUUAGAAAAUACACACUACUUGAAUAGAAUAUGUUGAAGAGGAAAGACUUUUUAAUAUUAAUUUGAGUUAUGAAAAUAAAACCCUAUAACUUAAAAUAUCUAUGAGACCUUUUUUCUUCUUGGGUAAAUAAACAAUUCAGGUGACCCCAAAUAUUUCAAAAGUAUCAUGGAAUUUAUGCACAGCACAUAUACAUUAAACACGAAAUAAAAUUCGAUUAUAUCAUAUUUCACAAACUUGAGUUUCAGGAAUUCUAAUGAUGACUCUCAUCUUGGGCAUCUGAGUGUUUGUGAUGUGAUGCAUGUUUUUAUAUAAUGACAGUCAUUCCGAAAUCAUUUUGUUAUAUUUGUUCAUUAAAGUCAACUGUACCAUG